Messenger RNA from Neurospora crassa OR74A, 2287 nucleotides. RefSeq names its product DNA damage response protein Rtt109. The record is from RefSeq and is a predicted model, not a curated record. Lineage: Eukaryota; Fungi; Ascomycota; Sordariomycetes; Sordariales; Sordariaceae. Gene Ontology annotation, biological process: DNA damage response. The transcript has a single exon. Gene Ontology annotation, molecular function: histone H3K56 acetyltransferase activity. Gene Ontology annotation, cellular component: nucleus. The coding region runs from base 187 to 2079 and encodes 630 amino acids.
GUUGGUCUUGUGUUGCUUUCAUCUCUUCCCUUCUUCUUCCCCAGCACUGCUUUUCGUCAAACAAAACCUCAAAGCCCAGCUACCUACUCUUCCCUUCCCCAAGGCACUCCAUGCUCAUCCAUACCUUAUCUACCUAGUCACCAUGUGCUCCGGUCUGUGACCUCACUGACCAUCUCAGCACCCGCAAUGGCAUCCUCGUCGACGACCCCUGCCCCCGUCUCCAAACGCGAUCACGACUCUGCCUCGGCCAAGAUGAGCUCCUCCUCCAACCAGGUGAACAAUGCUGGCGGCAGCACCACAAACGAACUGUUGGAGAAGCUUGCUUCUGUGCUGCCAAAGGACCUCAAGUUCUCGAUCCACCACCUAUCGACACCACCCACCCGCACCGAUGCUCUCUACGUACCUCCUCCGGGAGAGAAACCCGACAAGACAUACUGCGAAAAGCACUUCCUCGCCCUCUCCAUCGAAGCCCCCGUCACUGGUGCUAUGAAGCGGUCUUCCCCUGGCGCUGACGAGGCAAAAUCGACCGAGACGACAACGAAACAAGUCAUCGCCUUCGCCAUCGAGGUGUUCAUCUUUACCACAGCCUUCCAGACAGUCCUGUUCGUCUCCAAGGCCGACUCGACCGGUUAUCUCCAUCUUCUCAAACUACCAAGCGGAGGUCCUUCUCCCAUCAGCCAAGUCAGCUCGACCUUUGUAUCCUACCUCAUCCAACAUCGCCGGCGAAAGAACAUUGUCUCUGUCGUCAACCUCUUCGGCCGUGCGCAGAGCCAGUACCUCUUCCCAGGUAGUGGUGAAAACGAUGGAAUCGGGCCAGGCAGGGAGAAGCACAUUCUUAGCGAUCGGGGUCUCAUCAAGUGGUGGUGUCGUGUUCUCAACCCGCUUCUGGAAGAUCAACGCAAGGACGAUCGGGUCGCAGCUACCAAGGGAUACCUCCUUGUUCCUGGUCUGGAAGAGCGGGACAUGCGCGCCUUUAUUCCGCGGAACGUCACCAGCGCCAACGACUGGGAAAUCGGCCAUCCCAUGGAGACGAUAUCCCACUAUACCCAGGAAUUCGACUGGGUACCACCUAGGUGUUUGAUACCGCGAUAUCCAGACGACCCAAAGUCGCGUUAUCGGGAUGAGCUUGACGAGGAGUCUGCAAAGUGGAAGCAGGAUAUGGGGGCUUGGAAGAGCAUCAGGACAUUGAGCCAGUUCUGGGAUACCAUGGCCUUCAGGCAGGAAUGCUCAUCCGGGCGACUGACAGGAUUCAUUUGGCUGGUCUUUGAUCCCAAGAAGUCGGAAUCAGAAGAGCAGGCGACACAAGCCACGACGGCUUCGGUUGCAACGUCGUUUGCAUCCGCGCCACUCAUGACCCCAACCGGCUCGUUCGAUGCUUCCACCGCCUUCCCUCCUUCCACUCCACCAAAGCGCCGUGCUGAUGUGCCGGCCCGUACGCCACAAGCCAGCCCACUCAAAGCCUCUUUUACAGCUGGAGAGGUUACGAAUUCUCAGCCAGACAUGGCCAAGGAGACCAGCAAGACAGAGAAGGAGAAGAAAAAGAAGCUGAAAGGCCGCAUCACGCCUCGUGUUCCCAAAGUCAAGAAACACCAACGGAAUUACCUCUUCAAGCGACCAAACACCACGGCCUACUACCAUUGGCCGACCGAGGGCCGUGGCGACUUAAUCGUGGACGAGCAUGACUACAAGCGCGUGGUGGAGCUACUGCUGCAGCUUGAUUUUGAGACGCUGGAUAAGGCUUGCAGUGCCACCAAGCGAUGGAUCAGCGAGGCUGGCAUGGGUGCCAAAUGGGGACAUGAGGUUGUUGGGAGGCGGGUCCAGACCGCGACAAGUGCCACUGCUGACCGGGGAAGCGCAGCUCCAGUCAACAAUCUGACGGGGUUGGUGAGGAAGAAGAAGCCGGCUGCUAUCGACAGUGGCGCGGUGGACGUAAAGACGAAUGGGUUAGAGGACCCCUGUACCGAGAAUGGGACAGCAGCAACACCAAGUGAUGCUGUCAACCCACUGGUGCUUGAAGCACCCAAGGUGAAUGUUCUGGGAGCUGGACUGAUCAGGAAGAAGCCCAAAACGUCAGCUUAGGUCCUCAUGAUUACUCUUUUCUUUCUUAGUCUCUAUGAUACCUAUUUGUAUUUGUUUCGUUGGCAUGAUACCUGUUCGGAGACAGCGGAUUGGCGGAUAUGGGGAUGGGGUCAAAUGGAUGGGUGUACAUAACAAGCUGACCAUGGUUUUGUGACGUGUGGAUGGGUCUUGAAUAUUUGAAUGAAUUGACCGUUGAUUAUGAUUCGGA